Arxiozyma heterogenica is the source of this 1083-nucleotide messenger RNA. RefSeq names its product NAD(P)-dependent alcohol dehydrogenase. The transcript has a single exon. The record is from RefSeq and is a predicted model, not a curated record. NCBI's taxonomy places the organism in Eukaryota, Fungi, Ascomycota, Saccharomycetes, Saccharomycetales, Saccharomycetaceae. Bases 1 to 1083 code for a protein of 360 amino acids. Gene Ontology annotation, molecular function: zinc ion binding; alcohol dehydrogenase (NADP+) activity. Gene Ontology annotation, biological process: alcohol metabolic process.
AUGUCUUAUCCAAACAAAUUUGAAGGUAUUGCUGUUUUAGACCACAAGGAUUGGAAAAAUCCCAAAAAGGUUACUUACGAUCCAAAACCAUUCUAUGAUAACGAUGUGGAUAUCAAGAUUGAGGCCUGUGGUGUGUGUGGUUCUGAUAUUCAUUGUGCUAAUGGUAAUUGGGGUGAUGUAAAAAAGCCAUUAGUCGUUGGUCAUGAGAUUAUCGGUAGGAUAGUUAAGUUAGGAUCAAAAUGUAAUUCUGGUUUAAAAAUUGGUGAUCGUGUUGGUGUUGGUGCUCAGGUGUUUUCUUGCUUAGAAUGUAACCGUUGCAAAAAUGAUAACGAACCCUACUGUAAAGGAUUUGUUACUACAUAUGGUCAAAAUUAUCCAGAUGGUUAUAACUCUAAAGGGGGUUACGCUAAUUACGUCCGUGUCCAUGAACAUUUCAUAGUACCAAUUCCUGAAAAUAUCCCAACACAUUUAGCAGCACCAUUAAUGUGUGGUGGUUUAACAGUUUUCUCUCCAUUAAUCAGAAAUGGUUGUGGUCCAGGAAAGAAAGUUGGUAUCAUGGGUAUUGGUGGUAUUGGUCAUAUGGGUGUUAUUUUCGCAAAAGCUCUUGGUGCUGAAGUUUAUGCCAUUUCUAGAUCAUUUUCCAAGAAGAAUGAUGCUAUGAAGUUAGGUGCAGACCAUUUCAUUGCUACAAAGGAAGAGCCUGACUGGGCUGAGAAGUAUUAUGACACUUUAGAUUUGAUUGUUAUCUGUGCUGGCUCUUUUACAGAUAUUGAUUUCACAAACUUACCAAAGAUCAUGAAAGUAGGCGGAGCAAUUAGAUCUAUUUCAAUUCCAGAUGAAUCUCAAAAACUGACCUUAAAGCCAUUCGGUUUAGUAGGUGUUUCGAUUGGUAACAGUCAUCUAGGUUCUAUAAAAGAACUAAAGCAAUUAUUACAAUUGGUAUCUGAUAAGAAUUUGAAAAUCUGGGUUGAAACAGUCCCAAUUAGCGAAAAGGGUGUUCAAGAAGUUUUUGACAGAAUGGACAAAGGAGAUGUUAGAUAUAGAUUUACUCUAACAGACUUUGACAAAGAAUUUGGUAAUUAA